This is a messenger RNA of Lineus longissimus, 13753 nucleotides long. Its product is annotated as protein unc-13 homolog B-like. Gene Ontology annotation, molecular function: calcium ion binding; phospholipid binding; diacylglycerol binding. Gene Ontology annotation, biological process: dense core granule priming; neuromuscular junction development; presynaptic dense core vesicle exocytosis. The transcript has 39 exons. NCBI's taxonomy places the organism in Eukaryota, Metazoa, Nemertea, Pilidiophora, Heteronemertea, Lineidae. Gene Ontology annotation, cellular component: plasma membrane; presynaptic membrane; terminal bouton. The record is from RefSeq and is a predicted model, not a curated record. The coding region runs from base 120 to 5444 and encodes 1774 amino acids.
UGCCGAGUUGACAACUGGAUUUUCAUCGGCUUAUACUUUCCAUUUAAAACCACAACUCAUUUGGAUUACUAGCAUGUGAUGUGUACGGAGUAAAUUUGGAUACAAUAACCAAGGAAAUAAUGUCUUUGCUUUGCGUGUGCGUUAAAAAAGCAAGACUAAAUAGUGCACAAGCGGCAGACUUGGCUGGUGGGGGCAGAACGCCCCAGCAAGACAAAUUCCACACAUACACGACAUUAAAGCUACAGAAUGUCAAAUCGACAACGAUUGCCGUCAAAGGGAACAGCCCAAGCUGGGAGCAGGACUUCAUGUUUGAAACCAUGCGGCUGGAUUCUGGAUUACAGGUGGAACUGUGGAAUAAGGGCAUGCUAUGGGACAAAUUACUGGGCACACAUUGGUUGCCGCUCAUGGGCAUACACCAUUCGAACCAGGAGGGUGAGGGAAAAUGGUUAUCGUUGGACAGCGAGUUGAUCAUGCGCAAUGGUGACAUCAUCGGCACGCAAGCCCCGACCGGCCACAGUGUCCUCAUCGAUGCAAGAUUCGAGCUACCUUAUGAUCUUCCAGAGGCAGAAGCGGCGGAACUCCAAAGCAAACUUGAACGGCUCAACGACAUCAUGGAACAGGAGAUUAUGCAGAUUAAAGAACAGCACAGGCGGGCUACAUAUUCCCAAUGUAUGUCCGAAGACAGCGACUACACGUCUGACGUCAACUUUCCCCUCCACCACCAACACAACAGCUCAGCUCACCAGUUCCCGCGCAGCGAACAUCCAUAUCGCCAAAAACGCGAAGACAGCCGCGAGAGUCAAGACGGUUACCGGUACGAAAGGUCCUCAUUUGAUCGCGGCACGUCUUUCGAUCGCGGUUAUGACAGGGGAGGAGGGUGCAAUGAACGGGGGUAUGAGAGGGACGGCGAUUAUUACCAAGACAGUCCAUAUCAUCAACAACGAAGUGACACUGACUCGGAGCCAUUGUAUUAUAACAGUCGACCCAACAGUAGACCACAGUCUUUCAUGGUGGAUAGUUACUACCCCGGAAGGUGGGACGAGGGGCAUCAGAUUCCACUCGGGAGUCGGAUAUCAUCAUUACAUAACAUGAGUCGGCAGAGUACUCAAGACUAUAGCCCUUUAGGCAGCAUAGCUUCGUCCGUGAAUAUGAGUCGGCAGAGCACGCAGGACUACAGCGACGGUCCGAUUAACAGAGACUUUAACGGUGACCAAUUACAGGACUUUGAUACUCCCAACUAUGAAAAUAUGCCAGGCUAUCCGGAAGACUUGCGGAAUUACGGUGGCGUGCCAGGUUAUGACGAUCCAUACAACGAAGGUAUACGGGACUAUCAUGACGGGCCAAUUCGAGAUGCUUACGGGUAUCCCUUACAAGACUAUGCCGAGGGAGAAUACGGUGAGGGGUCUUUGCGAGGGUCUAUACCGGACUAUGAAGUAGGGUCAAUACGGGGCUAUAGUGACUUGCGGUAUAAUAAUAGUGAACCAUUACAUGAAUAUGGUGACCAGCCACCCUCUCCUCACAUGGAGUACUCCGACAAUGUUAUGUUAGACAUCUACGAGCGAGCAACAGACUUUGACGUUCCCUCCCCAGCCAGGAUCCGAUGGAUUGAAGCAUUCAACAAAGUGCGGGCACAGCUCAGCGAGGAACGACUGGCCUAUGACAAAGCCUCACUUCUCGAGAAUGGUGACGUAGUGGGUGACCUCCCGGAGGACGGGAGGGACAAGUACUCCUGGUCCAGUCAUGCCAACGGAGGUCUGAAAAUUGGCAACAGGGCAACAGUCAAAGGCAUAGCCAGCUAUUGGGCGCUGCUGAAAAACCCCCCUGAGCACAAUCCGUUUUACACGAGCAUAGACAGUAUGCCCGAGAUUAAGCCGAGGCGGAAGUCUAUUCCGCUGGUCAGCGACCUGACCAUGGCUGCGUCCAAGCGUAAUGCCGGUGUCCCCUCAGCGAUGGUGGCCAGGCAGUCCUUAAAUGAUGAGGAAUUGAAAAUGCAUGUGUACAAAAAGACUCUCCAGGCUCUUAUCUAUCCAAUAUCAAGUACCACACCCCACAACUUUGUGAUAUGGACAGCAACCUCUCCGACAUACUGCUUCGAGUGUGAGGGUCUGCUGUGGGGUCUGGCAAGGCAGGGAGUGCGCUGUACCGAGUGCGGUGUGAAGUGUCACGAAAAGUGUAAAGAUCUCUUGAAUGCUGACUGCUUACAGAGGGCUGCUGAGAAAAGCUCAAAGCAUGGUGCCGAGGAUAAAACUCACAAUAUCAUUAUGGCUAUGAAGGACCGAAUGAAGAUCCGAGAGAGAAACAAACCGGAAAUAUUCGAAUUGAUCAGGCAAGUUUUUAGCGUGGACAAAAAACAGCACUCCGGCAAUAUGAAAUCAGUUAAACAAAGUGUCCUCGAUGGAACGUCGAAGUGGUCAGCUAAGUUGGCCAUAACAGUCAUCUGUGCCCAGGGUUUAAUCGGGAAGGACAAGACGGGAACUAGCGACCCGUAUGUGACAGUCCAGGUCGGCAAGACCAAGAAAAGGACCAAGACGGUGCCACAGGACCUCAAUCCUGUCUGGAAUGAAAAGUUUUAUUUUGAAUGCCAUAACUCCUCCGAUCGUAUCAAAGUCAGAGUGUGGGAUGAAGACAAUGAUUUUAAAGCGAAGUUAAGGCAAAGGUUAACACGAGAGUCUGACGAUUUUCUUGGACAGACGAUAAUUGAAGUACGCACCCUUAGUGGUGAAAUGGAUGUUUGGUACAACUUAGAAAAAAGGACGGACAAGUCGGCCGUGUCUGGUGCUAUUCGUCUCCACAUUAGUGUCGAAAUCAAAGGCGAGGAAAAAGUGGCCCCCUACCAUGUCCAAUAUACUUGUCUUCAUGAGAAUUUGUUCCAUUACCUCUGUGAGCAAGCAGGAGGUCAGGUGAAGUUGCCCGACGCCAAGGGGGAUGAAGGGUGGAAAGUGUACUUUGAAGAACCAGCUCAAGAGAUUGUGGACGAGUUUGCCAUGAGAUACGGCAUUGAAUCCAUUUAUCAAGCCAUGACGCAUUUCUCUUGUUUGUCCACUAAGUACAUGUCCCCCGGGGUGCCUGCAGUGAUGAGUACCCUCCUAGCCAAUAUCAACGCCUUCUAUGCACACACUACUGCCUCGACUGCGGUGUCAGCAAGUGACCGAUUUGCUGCAUCAAAUUUUGGGAAAGAGAAAUUCGUGAAAUUGUUGGAUCAGCUACACAACUCACUUCGAAUCGAUCUUUCUGUCUACCGGAAUACAUUCCCAGCAUCUGAUCCCGCUCGGUUACAGGAUCUCAAGUCAACAGUCGAUCUUCUCACUAGCAUUACAUUCUUUAGGAUGAAAGUUCAGGAGUUAUCUCAACCACCAAGGGCAAGCACCGUCGUAAAAGACUGCGUCAAAGCCUGUAUGAAGUCCACGUAUCAGUUCUUGUUUGACAAUUGCUAUGAACUCUAUCAGAGAGAAUUCCAAACCGAUCCAAAUGAAACGCCUCACCCCGACCAAAUGGAGGGGCCGAACAUGAGGAGUUUGGACUUUUGGCACAAGUUGAUUGCGUUGAUUGUCUCGGUGGUCGAAGAGGAUAAGAAUAGUUACACUCCAGUAUUAAAUCAAUUUCCCCAAGAAUUAAAUGUAGGCCAAGUGAGUGCCUCAUCACUGUGGAACCUGUUCUCGCAAGACAUGAGCUACGCGCUUCAAGAACACGAAAAGGAACGAUUAUGCAAAAGUUCAGAGUACAUGAAUCUACAUUUCAAAAUCAAGUGGCUCUACAAUAAAUAUAUUAACGACGUUCCUCCUUACAAGGAAACGGUGCCGGAAUACCCUAGGUGGUUUGAGCCAUUUGUGAUGCAGUGGCUGAACGAGAAUGACGAUGUCUCAAUGGAAUAUUUACAUGGUGCUUAUGAUCGCGACAAGAAGGAUGGGUUCCAGAAGAGUUCUGAGCAUGCCCUGUUCUCCACGUCCGUCGUUGAUGUCUUCACACAGCUGAACCAGUGUUUUGAUGUCAUCAAGAAACUCGAAUGUCCCGAUCCAGAGAUUAUGGAUAACUUCCUCAAGAGAUUUGCAAAGACGGUCAAUAAAGUAUUACUCGCGUACGCAGACAUUGUGUCUAGAGACUUUGACAAGUACACGGGGCGGCAAAAAGUGGCUUGCAUCUUGAUGAACAACAUCCAGCAACUGCGAGUUCAGUUGGAGAAGGUGUUCGAGGCAAUGGGUGGAGAGAAGCUGGUACCAGAAGCUGCUGAUAUACUCAAGGAGUUGCAACAGAAACUCAAUGGCGUUCUCGACGAACUCAGUAUGAUCUUUGCAAAAAGUUUGGAGCCUCAGAUCCAGCAAAGCGUACAGGAGUUGGCCAAUCUGUUAUCGAAAGUCAAAGGUGCUGGACAGGUGUCGUUAUCGCAGCCUAGUCAACGGAAUAACAUCCAGCAGGAAUCGGAUAUGAUCCUGCGACCACUAAUGGAUCUUCUUGAUGGAAGUUUGUCAAUGUUUGCCCAAGUGUGCGAGAAGACCGUGCUGAAGCGAUUAUUGAAGGAGUUAUGGAAGAUUGUGAUGCACACGAUGGAAAAGACAGUGGUGCUGCCACCUUUAUCAGAUCCACGACAAUUGCUGCCUUUGCCAGGAAAUGCUCAAGCCAAGAUCGAGGACAUGUCUCGGUUAUUCCUGAACCAUGACAUGUCGAAAGAAGCGGAGAAGAACUUGUCACCAAAACAGUGCGCUGUGUUAGAUAUGGCCUUAGACACAAUCAAGCAAUACUAUCACGCCGGCGGACAAGGCCUUAAGAAGACGUUUCUCGACAAGAGCGCCGAGUUACAGAGUUUGCGAUACGCCCUGUCGCUGUAUACACAGACCACCGAUACUCUCAUCAAGACAUUCGUUAAUACUCAAAACGCUCAGGGUAAGGAUGAUCGUAUUUCAGACCAGCCAAGCGGAGAAGAGAACGUCGGUGAGGUGUCCAUACAGGUGGACCUUUUUACUCAUCCUGGGACAGGGGAGCAUAAAGUUACAGUCAAAGUUGUCGCAGCGAAUGACCUCCGGUGGCAGACGACGGGCAUGUUUCGGCCGUUCAUCGAGGUCAACAUGAUUGGUCCACAUCUGAGCGACAAGAAACGGAAAAACUCCACCAAAUCCAAGAGUAAUAACUGGUCGCCUAAGUUCAAUGAAACAUUCCACUUUAUCCUUGGGAACGAAGAUGACCCUGAUGCAUACGAACUUCACAUUUGUGCCAAAGACUACUGCUUUGCGCGGGAGGACCGCCUCAUCGGAAUCGCGAUCAUGCAACUCCGCGAUAUUCGAGAACAAGGAUCAUGUGCCUGCUGGUGCUCCCUGGGAAGGCGAGUACAUCUCGAUGAAACGGGUUGGACGAUAUUGCGCAUACUGUCCCAGCGGACAAAUGACGAAGUCGCAAAGGAAUUUGUAAAGUUAAAGUCCGAGUGCCGCCACGUCGAAGAGGUCGUUAGCUGAGUUAAUGAUACGUAGGGGGCGCUUGACUUCAUCUUUCCGUAUGCAACUUCUUGGUAGAUAUUUUCAAAAUAGAGGAACACGACGACGGAACAAUAACUGUGUUAUCGAGGACGGAGAUGUCAAUACUUGCAUGCCUUAACUGUAUACGAAAUUUACCUCAGUCCAAGACACGCGUAAGGUCAAAGGUCAGGAUGCCACGACGUGGAAUGACCGGUGACGCCUCGUGUGUCUGUGUUUGUAUUUUUAUCUCAACUGGUGCCUUGACAAUACUGGGAUGGACUACAGCUGGGACUCAUGUAGAUUUCUCAUCGAAUACCCUGUACAUAAACUCGAUGUAGUGCAGUUAGUGAUUCUUCUGUUAGGCGAAUAAAGUGCAAGUGUUCUUCUGUUCGGUUUUCUAUGUUUACACUGUUUGUAAUAUAGUUUCCUUGUAAUAUAAUGAAGAUAUCGAUGUCACUGUUGCAAGUUAUGUGAUGCAUGUUUUCCAGGUGUUUCUGCCCAUUUUGUGAUACUAAUUCAUGGUGAGAAUGAUAAAGUUUGAAGGGACCAUGUUCUGUUGUCACGUCUGACCUCGGACCUGGUAAUAUCAGGUCUCCUCUAACGAAAAAUAAGAGAUGGUGAUGGCUAAUUCGAGGAGAGAUAUUGAUAACUUUCUAAUUACAUGUCAGGUCCUAUCUCUGUCGAUUCAGACUGGCCAAGUAAUUGCUAGGUUUAUUUGGUCCUAAACCUCAGACCUAGACAUUCUAGUUUUAAAACUAAACUAUUUUAUUACUGGUUCCUAACAUUUAAACGUCAUAUAAAAAAAUUGCAAGUUUUUAAUGAUUUUGAAUCACUGGGUCUUAAAACUCGGCCUGAGUGAUGGCCACUGGUAGUUUUUGAGCUAAAGUAUAAAUUACUAGGUCAAGAAAGUCUGAAUCAUUGAAUAUUGCCAGCCCAAAUCUGUCAAACUGUCACAGCUGAACUAUUUUAAAAUACGGGUCUUUAGUUUCUCCUUUGUUUACUGGGCGCUGAAUUAUAGUCAUUCAGUUCUGGCUGAAUUUGAAAUACUGGGUCGUUAAAUGCAUUCCUGUUUAAUAGCUGUUUAAUCAAGGUCAAACUAUUAAUUACAUGGAAAUCUAUUGCCAUUAAAGUCUAUAUUUGCGAAAUUUACAUAAUGUAAGACCAAUGUGUAUAUUUUAGUCAAGUGUAGAGCCGGGAAUUACUGGGUUUAAACUAGUUCAGACUAGAUUCCAAUGUGUUCAAGAUUUAGAUCAUUUUAGUAAAAUACAUGUAGGACACAAUGAUGCAAUUCUGUUUCCUUUUGUUCAGUUGCAGCAGUAAAGUAGGAUAUAUUGCAACAUCGUUAAGACUCAUUUUAAAAGCAAUUAAAAGCUUGGCUGUAUGUUUUAAAUUCCUAAAAUGGUGUCUGCCUAAAAGGAGGUGCUAGGCGAAUUGGUGUCAGGCUGGCACUUAGUAAUGCAUGGUUACAGAUCUCCUGUAUAGAGGGCAGUCCUGUGAUAUCAGUCUGCACAUGAACUUUACUGUUUGAGUUCAAGAGGUGUUGCAUACCUGUGGCGCCCCCUACAGAGGAGCUUUGAACUAUCAUUAGUGCCGUCCUGUCCCCGACUCCUGUUGCUCCUCCUUCAAAUUAAAACAAAAAAUACUGAUGCAUUAUGGGACAGGGUACUUGACUGUCAGAUUCACAAAUACGAAUAUGCCUUAGAUUCAUGUUGGAUUUAAAUGCUACUAUAGCAAUAACUUAACAAUGUCGUUCUGAUUUGAAUUUUUUUCCAGAUGGAGAUUCAGGAGAGAAACUAAAGUCACAGCAAUAACCCAUCUUUUAAUGGUUUUAGUGAGCUUUAAUAAGUAUAGUCCUGGAAAUAUGAUGACAUAAGUCCGCUUUCUCCGCUCCUGUUGGUUUGCAUCAAACCGGUCCAACUGCACAAUGUCAAUGAUCUGUUCGUGUCCUCGGGUUAUGAUCUUGAGUAUCUGAAAAAAUAUUUUAAACGUGGACAGUUAUGCAUCGAGUUGAUGACUGGUUCCGCAAUGGUCAGGGGAAACUGUUCCGCUUCGACAGUUUCCCGCAUUUCAUACAUUCAAAUUGAUUGAAGUUGAUUGACGUGUGUACAGGGAAAAUCCAGUGAUGUCUAUUACAGACUUCACAUUAUAGACAUUUGAUUGAUGUCCAUCAAACUUCUAAAAUAGUACCUAUUGGACCUCAACUAGUUUUAGACAUCAGAACUUCAUCAAAAAAUCUUUUUUUUAAAAUUUUGUGAUAAAAGAAAGAACAACAAAAAUGUGUUUUUUACAUCUGUCUAACAAGAUGUCUAAUAGAUAACAGAUUUUUCCUGUGUAUUAUUUUUUCCCUUGUUGAUCCUCGCAGCUUGGACUGAUGCUAAAGGCGAUAGUAAUGAAGUUUCUCGCAAAGAUUGAAGUUAAACAACAGUAGCUGAACCUUGUAGUGCAUUUCUGUGGAAUGUUAAUGCUACAUGUAUUGCGUUUAGAUGGGUAUGGUACAGUGUUGGUCAAAAUUAACAUCCCUUUUCACAAGCCACUGUGAUACUCCACCCAGGUUCAAGGAUAAAAAAUAAGGUUAAUGAUAUCCUCAGCAACUCAAAACUGCGAUCUUGUUUUAUUGACAAACUUUCAAAUUGUUCUUUGGAUACAGCAGCACACAAAUGCACUGCAAAAGUACAGCAACUGUAAAUAUUCGGGUAUAAAUAUUUACGGCCAUUGUCCCUUUAAGUCUUGUUUGUAUAUAAUAGUCAUGUGAUGCACAGAUCUGAGUGCCAAAAUAAUGUUAAUAAAUCCCGAUUCGGAACAGUGAUAUGGUGGUUGGAAAUAUUCUUAACGGCUUCGAGGAAGAUUAAUGUCCCUUUUAUUUAACGCUUUGUAAAUGGUAAUUUCGUUGUUUCAUGAUAUUUUGACCCGGGAGAAUAUGUUAAUUGCUCUCUUAUUAUUAUUAUAUGUCAUCGGUUGACCCAAAGUUUUUGAUAAAGUUGUGGUAAAUAUGUAUAUUAUUAUUCUGGAACCGGUUUCAUUAGAUUUUAACAUGUAUGCUAUAAUGUGAAAGAGGGUGCACUUUGGAGACGGAGGGAGCACCUCGGAGAAAGAGGCUGCACCUCAGAGACAGAGGGUCCAUCAGAGAAAGAGGGUGCACUUUGAAGACAGAGGGGGCACUGCAGAGACAGAGGGAGCACCUCAGAGACAGAGGGAGCACCUCAGAGACAGAGGGGCCCUCAGAGAAAGAGGGUGCACCUCAGAGAAAGAGGGGCCCUCAGAGAAAGAUGGUGCACCUCAGAGACAAGAGUGGCCCUCAGAGAAAGAGGGUGCACCUCAGACACAGAGGGGCCCUCAGAGAAAGAGGGAGCACCUCAGAGAAAGAGGGAGCACCUCAGAGAAAGAGGGUGCACCUUUGACAAAAAGUGGUGACUUAGUGAGGGGGUAGCUUCAGGAAAGAAGGGGCACUACAGAGAAAGAGGAGGCAUCUUGGAGAAAGAGGGUGACCAGGUGAGGGGUCACCUCAGAGAAAGUGAAGUUUUCUAACUAAGGUUAUAGGCACAGGUCAUUGCUCUAGCCCCUGGAUCUGCAGCUGAUCAUGAUAAGUGUACAAUACAAUGUAGGCCUAAUGAAACAGGCUCCAGACCAUAAUUUUUUUGAUAAUUCUCCGGGGACUUCAAGUCAGCCCAAUUGUUUUCAGUAACUAGAACAAUAUUUCCAGACUUUGUGAUAUCCGGUUAUGUAUGCGCAUAAGUAUCUUGGUUAGCUGUAAUGCUUUUCAAUGCAUUGACACUAGUGUAAUGCACAACAUUUGUGCUAUUUCUCCGUAAAAUCAUUUUUGGUGUCAAUUGCGAUUUGGACUGCAUGCAUAAUCAGAUACAAAAUCUGGAAAUUUUGUUUCGACUUCUUCCGACUGUGGGGUUGAUUCAAAGUCCUCCAAGGAGAAGUGUCUUUGUACAUAUAAAUCUUUGUUUCAUGGUUUAUGCAAGGCUCCUUAUUGUGUUGUAUUAAAGACAGCACAGAGAGUAACACAUCAGCAGAGAGUGAAAAGACUAGACUAUUGUACAUUUUAUCGCUACGUGACUCAGUUUCCCUUAUCUUGUUUCAUUUGCUUAAUAAUAGCGCAUGACAACUUUUUCAUGUCGAAUAUGUCACUUUUCUAAGGAAGAUUGUGUAAACUAACUGCAUAAUUACCGAUCAUUAUCCACUAUUCUCAUUGUCUUGAUGUUCGUUUCCAUUUUUGAUACUUAACGUGAUGUCCCGCGUUCGUCGGGCUCACUCUACGGAUUGGUGUAAUAGAGAAAUAGUAGUUUUCAAUUGAAAUCAAAUGGACUCGGCGCUGCAUAUUUGUGGCCUCGAGGUCCAAAAAUUGGCAGACAUUUUUUUGGAUGGAUAUUACGUGGUCCAUGGCAUGUACGGUAAUUACAGGUGUAUUUUUCUAUCGUAGAGUAAUUUGUACUAUUGUAGGAAGAUGUCACUUUCAGCAUCGUAACUCUUCAUACUGCACGAAAUCAGGAGAAACUAUUAAGAUGUAUGUUAUGUUAACGUGUUCAAAAUUUUAUAUGCUAUUAUUCAAUAUAAGUGGCAAAUGGGCUAAUGUAUGGAGUUAGUGUGUUUAAUACAUUUUUGUACAUACUAUGGUGCCUGUCUCAUCCAAAAAGUGUCUGCCUUGACAUCGGUUUGUGUGGCUCCAAUAAAAAUUUGGCGAUUCUGAAAUAAUCAAUGCUCAAUUAACCUCAGUUGUCACUGCAGACAUUUGCCAAAAGAGCCUGAACAUAUCUCAAUCACGUUCAGAAAUAUGAAUUGAAAUGUACAUUGUAUCAAAGACCUAACUCAGUGGUGUUAAUUUCAGUUCUAUAUAUACAAACCACAGAUACAACUCGAUCACGCCACCUAUAUUUCAAUCAAAAAAUCAAGACCGCUGCCGCAAAAUCAAGGCACUGUACAUUCUUCAUGCGAAUCUAUGCUACAAUGCAUUUGAGGUGCAUUUAGGAGUACUGUCCAGUACACUUUACGCCCCCCCCCUUUGCACACGGCUGCUAUAAUACAGGAUAUGAAGCCAACACAUAGCAGGCCUUCUAACAACCAUUUGCUGUCUAGCAUCUCAGAGCAGUAUUUAAUAAGCAGUAGAGUCUUUUAAAUUCCCAGCAACGGAAUUCACCCUGAUUUGAAUGGAGUCACACAAACCUUAAUUUAGCGAUGAAUAUUUCCUUAUUGGUCAUUAUUUCUUAAAAAGAGCGAUUUUCAAGAUCUAUUCAUGUAAGUGUGAAGUUUCUUUUGUGAUGUAGGUCAUUUCUAGAGAAACGAAUGGUUACCAUGGAAACAGGAGCCCAACUAUACAGCAAAAAGUAUUUUUUGCAGGUUUUGUUUUUUUAAGGUUGAUUUUCAGUAUCCGUUAGUUCACACUUCUUUUCGUUUUGUGGCCAGGCUGUGUAAAGUCUUUGGAACGUAGAGUUUUAGGCAAAUUUAUCGAAUUUAUGUGUAUAAGAAGUGUCAGAAGUUUUUACUUCUUUCUUGUUCUGAAAAAUUAAAACCUUCGUCCUCCUUAAAAAAUGGUUCAGGCGCUCUCUGCAGUUUCAUUCAAGUCAUGCUUAAUAGGAUAUAUAGAAUUAAUCAGCAUAUAGUGAAUGGUCAUCCCUUUUAGCAAUCCUAUCAAAAUAUGAUUGUACAGGGUGUUAAAAAAUUGUCUUGGAACUUUCAAGUUUAAUAUUUUCUUCAAAAAGGAUUUUUUUUCUCAUGACAAUAUGCUAUUUCAUGAUCAUUUAUGACGUCUUUCCAAAAUUACCUGUGUGACAUAGAUAAUGAGUUCUUUUUGACAUGUAUUUCACCAGAUAGCUUCUCGUGUUCUUUUUCAUGAACUACGCACAGGGAACUGCAUCACAAAAGAUUGCUUUUAAGGAACAUUAUUCAGCUUUAAAACUGCCAAGACAAUUUUUAACACCCUGUAGCAAUAGCAGCGCUGUUUUCCAUGUUGCCUUAGUCAAUAACACAAAAAUUGUAAAAAAUUCAUAUAAUAUCAUACCUUGUGUCUAAAACCGAAGUGAAAUCCAUAUUUAUCUAUAUUCUCUCAAUAAUUACUGCCCUGGUCUACAUGUAUGAUCACUGCGACAUUUAGUUAAAAUGUGAGAUUUGGACCUACAUGUAUCAGGUGGAUUUUAAAACCCCAUUCAUAUGCAAUUUAGAAUACUGUUUCAAAAGCGGUCUUGAGUAUUAAAGCGGGACUAUAGGCAGGAGCUAAGGGGUCUAAUGAGAUCUUCAGGACUGGUGACUAAUAUGCAGUGGGGGUCUUGGUCUUGUGGACCUCGGUAAUAUAUUCCUAGUACCAGCGUGAAAUUAGUGUUGAUGACCACAGUGAGAUAGGAGAGAGCUAUAUUGCCACUUCAUGUAGCUUCUUCAUCAACAUAAGAUACGGCCAAUGGCCUGUUGGCAUAUGAGCUUAUCUACUUUGGCUCCUUCUUAAUAGUAUCCCUUACAUAAUGGUUUUCAGUUAAGUGCAAACUAUGCUGGGAUAAUCCUUUCAUCAUUCCUUUAAUUUUUUGGUGGGAAAUGAUUUGUGAAAAAAUUCACAGACAGACUAGUAGGGCGCACGGAAUUUUGUUUUGUUCAUGAUAUUUAACCCUUUGGUGCAAACUACCAUAGUUAACAAUACAAAAAAUGCAAAAAGUUAACAAUAGAAAAUGCUGAUGUGAUGCACAAAUCUGUCACCAUUCUAGCAGGAUAAUAUUUACAAGGCCGGCUCAUUGAGAAAGGGAAAAUUGUAAUCAAAUCUGCCUGUCUACUCUAAAGCAGCGUCGUCAUGGUGAAGGUUCUAACAUGGUCAAAAUAUUGCCAAAUAUUAUACAAUUUUAUGUAUGAGUAGUUCUCUCAUGAUUAUGUCAAUAUAGUAUGUACCGACUUAACAGGACAAAUGAGCAUAAAUGUGUAUUUUUAACAACCAGCUGAAUUUCCCAUCUAUAAUUCUGUAGCGGUCCGGUAUCCUCCUUGAAAAUUAAUUGGAUCUUAGUAGAUUCACUCACAAAACUUCCAAACUCUUGCCUUAGAAUCACAUAUUUUACUAACUAAUUCUUGAAAUGGGAAAAAUAGUACUAAUCAAAUAUUUUGUGAUUAAAAUAUUGGAUUGUGUCAAGAGUGAAUAAAGAUUAUUCUUUAUUUAACUUUGAUUGUACAUGUAUGUAGAUUUCAACUCAUCAACUGUUAAUUUUACAAAAUAUUUAAAAGGGUUUUAGUGGUGGAUGAAGACAGGUGACUGACAACGUCAUAGGGAAUAAUUUGUAUGAACUCGUACAGGGUGUCCCAAAAGGACUAAAACAAGUCUAAGUGGAUUUUAUCAAAAUCAAAUAUUAUUUAUCCCUAUAUUAAACUCCUUGGUUGGUUGUUCCUGACAAACAACCAAAAUGGCAGCACUGUGCUCAACGCAAUGCACACCUCGUCCCUAAGAUUGGGUAAUGCUAGCUAUUUUAAAAGGAAGUGACUACUUGGCAAGCCCGGCUUACCAAACAGCGACUUUUUCUUGUCCUGAAUGGAGAGCCGAACUCAUUAAUAUUAAAGUAAAGUCUCCAGCUCGCCAAACAGGGUAGAUUUUUUACCUGUAUGGCAAGCCCGGCUGGCCGAACAGGGUGGCUUUUUAGUGCUGUUUGGCAAGCGGCUCUCCAAACAGGACAAAAAAAGAUGCAUGUUCGGCGAGCGGCUUGCCAAAUAGACCCGGCCAUUUUAAAAUGACACUUUUUCAAAGCCAAGUUAGGAUCUAGGCCACCAAGUCUAUACCGGGUGCAUGCCAGGGGUACAGUACACUUCAAAAACCCCUUCGGUGUCUUCACGGCCUGAGGUGUGACAGAAGAGCCAGAUGUCCAACGACAGUGGAACCUCUCUAAUAAGGACACCUUUGAGAGCGACUUGUACUGUUAAUGGUAAGAUGUGUCUGGAUUACAGAGGCCAAAUUCAAUUGAAAUGACCAACUCCUGACCAAAAUAGGUGUCCAUCAUAGAGAAGGUGUCCUGCUAAGAGAGGUGUCAGGUAAGGGAGGUUGCUAUGUGAAUGAUCGAAAGAAUACUUUCCCAGUCAAGGUUGGCAUCGUGUUGACUUCCUUUAAUGAUUGUUAAUAAAAACUGUAAGUUCAUUUCGGGACACCCUGUAAUGUAAUUGUCUUAAUAAUUCUGUCAUGCUGUGGGCUCCUGUCUAACCGUCGGACUAUUUUAAGUAAAUUUUGAAACGGUCGUUUUGUAACAUAAGAUGAUUUAAGUGAACAUAUUGGAAAUCUGUAGGUUGGGUUUAGUUUUUACCUUGGUUUAAUUUGCAUAAAAGGUGAAAUAAAAAUAUUAUUUAUUGAUUAA